This is a messenger RNA of Sinocyclocheilus anshuiensis, 7852 nucleotides long. RefSeq names its product teneurin-1-like. The record is from RefSeq and is a predicted model, not a curated record. Gene Ontology annotation, cellular component: neuron projection; membrane. Gene Ontology annotation, biological process: neuron development; signal transduction; heterophilic cell-cell adhesion. NCBI's taxonomy places the organism in Eukaryota, Metazoa, Chordata, Actinopteri, Cypriniformes, Cyprinidae. Gene Ontology annotation, molecular function: protein heterodimerization activity; protein homodimerization activity; cell adhesion molecule binding.
UUUGAGAUUACUGAGUGUGUGUGUGUGUGAUAUUGUGAAAGUAAGCAGAGAUGGAUGAGAAGCUGUACCAAUCUCUGGCACGGCCCCACCCCGGCCUGGAGCUCAGUUACUCCAGCUCAUCUGAAGAAGAGGAUGGUACCAGCCUUCAUCACAAACACUAUAGGGAAUCACACACCCGCACCGAUUAUGAGCCUGACCGCAGAUUCACCUACAACAGCCACAAAGUCCGCAGGAAACCCUUGGAGCAGCCCCAGAAAGAUUUCUCGGACCCCUCCCAGACCGGGUUCCCUGAUUUCCAGACCGAGCUUCAUGCGGCCAAUCAGGAGCUCGCUUAUCCUGGAGGCGUGUCUGCCGGUGUCUCUUCCGAUCCCGAAUCCGAGGGCGGCGCCUCCCCUGACCACGCCCUACGGUUGUGGAUGCAGGAAGUGAAGUCAGAGCACAGUUCCUGUCUGUCAAGCCGAGCAAACUCUGUCCUGUCUCUCACCGAUACGGAACAAGAGCGCAAGUCUGAGCCAGAGAACGAUUUGCCUUCCAGCCCCGUGGCUCAGUUCAGCUUUCGUCCGCUGCCCCCUCCUCCUCCACCGCCCCACGCGUGCACCUGCGCUCGUCCAGCACCGGCUCCCCUUCCAGAGGUGGUGCAGAGGAGCACGCUUCCCGCCCGAUGCCAACCGCUGGAUUCCGGGAACAAAGCUGGACAGGAUGACAACGGGCAGACGCACAAUACCUGGGCACUGAACAGCAACAUACCACUAGAGACCAGGCACUUCCUGUUCAAGCAUAGUUCAGGUUCGUCUACCAUUUUCAACGCGGCCAAUCAGAAUUACCCUCUGACGUCCAGCACGGUGUAUUCGCCGCCUCCGAGGCCUCUACCCAGAACCACCCUCUCCAGACCGCUCUUUUACAGAAAAACAUUAGGAGAGGGAUUCAGCUCUUCUGAUGGUGUCCGAUGGAGAAGAUCAUCCCACCAUCAAGUCGUUCAUCUGCUGGGGUUGCCGUGGCAUCUGAAGCGAGUGGAAGGAGAGCUUUAUGAGAAUGGUAUGAGUAAAGAUGAUCUGCCUCUACCGGGAGCCGAUUUCACCUUCACUCCCGUCCACCUGCCAGGACUCAACACUACACAGCCAGAUAAAGAGGUGAUUCAGCGAGGCAGGGUGAUAGAGAGGGGAGAGCUGGCUGUCGGGACACAGCUGGUCCAGGUGAUUCCUCCUGGACUCUUCUGGAGGUUUCACAUUACGGUUCACCACCCCGAAUAUGUGAAGUUCAACAUCUCACUCACACGGGAUGCUCUGCUGGGCAUCUAUGGCAGGAGGAAUAUACCACCUACUCACACGCAGUUUGACUUUGUGAAGUUGCUGGACGGGAGACAGCUGAUUAAGCAGGAUUCCCGGAAUGUCAAAAUUCCGAACCCUCCUCUGCGAAGUCUGCUGGUGUCUGCUCUGCAGGAGACGGGCUUUGUGGAAUACCUUGAUGUGGGAACCUGGUACCUGGCCUUCUAUAAUGACGGUCAAAAGAUGGAACAGGUGGUGGUGUACAGCACACCCAUAGAAACUAUAGAUGGUUGCUCCACUAACUGUAACGGUAACGGAGAGUGUGUCGCCGGACACUGCCACUGUUUUACUGGCUUCCUGGGGCCAGAUUGUUCAAAAGACUCUUGCCCAGUGCUGUGUAGUGGUAACGGCGAUUACGAGAAAGGUGUGUGUGUGUGUCAUGCUGGAUGGAAGGGGGCGGAGUGUGAGGUGGAGGAAGGCCAGUGUAUCGAUCCCACCUGUUCCAACAAUGGAGAAUGUGUCAAUGGAAUCUGUGUGUGCGCUCCUGCUUUCAAGGGCGAUAACUGUGAGCAAGUGGAUUGUGUGGACCCCUUGUGCUCAGGUCGCGGUGUGUGUGUGCGCGGUGAGUGUGUGUGCUCGGCAGGCUGGGGAGGUGAGAGCUGUGAGACGGUACUUCCUGCCUGUAAAGAACAAUGUUCAGGUCAUGGAACGUACCAAGCCCAGACAGGGGGGUGUGUGUGUGAACAGGGAUGGAGCGGUGACGACUGCUCCAUGGAGGUUUGCCCCGUUCCCUGCAGCGCCCAUAGUGUGUGUGUUGCUGGACGUUGCCAGUGUGAGGAGGGGUGGGAGGGGACCACCUGUGACAAACAGGCGUGCCAUCCAAUCUGUGAAGAGCAUGGAGAGUGUAGAGAUGGACAGUGUGUCUGUCAGCCCGGUUGGGAGGGAGAGCACUGCACUAUUGCAGCACAAUACCUGGAUCUGUUUGAUAAAGAUGCUUGUCCGGGGUUGUGUAACGGUAAUGGACGCUGUACGCUGGAGCAGAGCGGUUGGCAUUGUGUGUGCCAGUCAGGAUGGAGCGGGCCAGGCUGUAAUGUCGUCAUGGAAACCGAGUGCAAUGACAGUAAAGAUAACGACAGCGAUGGUCUCAUGGACUGUGUCGACCCAGACUGUUGUAGUCAGCAGAUGUGUGUGAGUGCCCCGCUGUGCCAAGGCUCGCCUGACCCACGUGACAUCAUCCAGCAAAGCCACGCCCCUUUUGAGACACGCCCUUCACGCCAGUUCUUCGACCGUGUGCGAUUCCUCAUUGGACGGGACAGCACACACAUACUGCCAGGAGAUCUGCCAUUUGACAGCAGUCGAGUGUGUGUAAUUCGAGGUCAGGUUUUGGCUUCUGAUGGAACUCCUCUUGUUGGUGUGAACAUCACGUUUCAGCAUAACCCUGAAUAUGGAUACACGCUCAGCCGACAGGACGGCAGCUUUGAUCUUCUGGCAGUGGGCGGAAUCUCUGUGACUCUGUUGUUCCAGCGCGCCCCAUUUUCGUCCCAGAUUCGGUCUGUCUGGCUUCCAUGGAACCAGUUCAUGGUCCUGGACCGUGUUUUUAUGGAAAGAGCUGAGUCCAUACCACCUGUCUGUGACCUGAAAAACCUGAUCAGUCCACAUGCCAUUGUUCUGUCCGCUCCUCUCCCGCGAUUCGCCGCCGACUGUGAGGACAGAGGAACUGUCGUACCUGAACUACAGGUGGUCCAAGAGGAGGUGGUUAUCCCUGCUACUAUUCUGAAGUUAAGCUACCUCUCUUCCAGAGCUCCAGGCUAUCGCUCUCUCCUGAGGGUGGUUCUGACCCAUUCCUCUCUCCCGCCGGGCUUGGCCAAAGUCCAUCUGUCUGUGGCCGUCCAGGGUCGGCAGCUUCUGAAAUCAUUUCCUGCAGCUCCAAACCUCAUAUAUGUUUUCUCCUGGAAUAAAACCGACAUCUAUGGCCAGCAGGUCACAGGGCUGGUGCAGGCACACGUCUCUGUUGGAUACGAGUAUGAAUCCUGUCUGGACGUUGUGCUCUGGGAGAAGAGAGUUGCUCAGCUGCAGGGCUUUGAGCUGACGCCAUCAAACCUGGGCGGAUGGACACUGAACCACCACCACGUCCUCAAUCUGGAGAGUGGUAUCCUUCAUAAAGGUAAUGGAGAGAAUGUCUUUAUUUCCCAGCAGCCUCUGGUCAUCUCCACAGUGAUGGGGACAGGGGCGGUCCGCACAAUCCCGUGUCCAAACUGCAACGGCCCGGCCGUGGAGCAGAAACUGUUUGCUCCCAUCGCUCUGGCCUGCGGUUCGGAUGGAAGUGUGUAUGUAGGUGAUUUCAACUACAUCCGCAGGAUUCUGCCCAACGGAUUCGCCAUCAGCAUCCUGGAGCUCAGAAAUCGUGAUAUUAGACACAGCUCCAGCCCAGCUCAUAAGUACUACUUGUCUGUGGAUCCUGUGCGUGAGUCACUCUACCUGUCGGAUACCAGCAGCGGGAAGCUGUACCGCCUGAAGACUCUGACUGAACCCAAAGAUCUCAGAGGCGAGCAGUGCACACCCUUCCACCCGAACCAGUGCGGCGAUGGAGGCAAGGCCACUGAGGCGGCGCUCAGUAACCCCAGGGGUAUCGCAGUGGACAAGCACGGGUUCAUUUACUUUGUUGACGGAUCAACGAUCCGUAAGAUUGAUGACAAAGGAGUGAUAACAACCAUCAUUGGGUCAAACGGACUCACGUCCUCCCAGCCAAUCAGCUGCGACUCUCGAAUGGACAUCAGCCAGGUGCGUUUAGAGUGGCCCACAGACCUGGCAGUGAGUCCGCUGGAUAACUCUCUCUACGUUCUCGAUAAUAACCUUGUGCUCCAGGUGAGUGAGUCCCAGCAGGUGCGUGUGGUUGCUGGACGACCCAUCCAUUGCCCCAUGGCCAGUAUUGAACCGGUUCUUCUGGGGAAAACAGCGGUGCGUUCUGUGCUGGAGGGAGCGAAAGCUAUCAUUGUCAGCCACCAGGGGGCUCUGUACAUCGCCGAAACCGACGACCGGAAGCACAGCCGCCUGCAAGAGGUGUCCACAAAUGGAGAAAUGGUCAUAAUCGCGGGGGCGACCAGUGAAUGUGAUUGUAAGAUUGACCCCAACUGCGAGUGUUUCUCAGGUGAGAUCCAACGUGCACCAAAACUGCUAAACGCAGUGAUUUUCCUUUGGCGCAUCUCGGCUCUCGCGCAUGACCUCGCGCAGCUCAGUUACUACGGCAACACAGGGCUGCUCGCAACCAUCAGCAAUGAGAACGGCUGGACUACUGUCUACGAGUAUAACUCUGACGGACACCUCAUCAACGUGACCUUGCCAACCGGAGAGGUCAGCAGUUUCCAUGGAAACAUGGAGAAAGCUGUAAGAGUGGAAGCCACUGCCUCGAACAGAGAAAACUUUAUUAUAAUUACAAACCACUCUGCGGAUAACACCAUCUACACACUUCGACAAGCUCACUCUGUUAGUGUGUAUGGCGUUAGAGAUGAUGGUUCUCUGUGGGUGACGUAUGCCAGCGGGAUGGACGUUACUCUCAGUACUGAACCAACCGUGUCAUCCGGGCUGUUGCCGGGAGCAUCGUCAGGCCUCGUCCAUCCCACAGUCGGAAGGUGCAACAUCACGUUGCCGGGGGAACCAGCUCACAGCCUGAUAGAGUGGAGACAGAGACGCGAACAGGCCAAAGGGAAUUACACAGCAUAUGAACGGAGACUGAGGGUAAUACACAGACACACACGCACAAUUCGUCUUAACGGACGCAUCAUCACACGGACCUGGGCCAAUGGAAAGAUCUGGAGCUACACUUUUCUGGAGAAGUCUGUCCAGCUGUUGUUACACAGUCAGCGCCGCUAUACGUUCGAGUACGAUCAGACAGACUGUCUGCUGUCGGUCACCCUCCCCAGCAUGGUGAGACACAGCCUGCAGACCUCUCUAUCUGUGGGCUACUACCGAAACACCUACACCACACCCGACUCCCCCACCUCGAGUUUCACGCAGGACUACGCCCACGAUGGGCGCCUGCUGCAGAGUCUGUACCUAGGCACAGGCAGGCAUGUGAUCUACAAAUACAGCCGAGUGGCCCGGCUGGCUGAGAUCCUCUAUGACUCAACACUUGUUACCUUCACCUACGACGAGGCAACAGGUGCUGUUAAAACCAUCCACCUGAUGCAUGAAGGAUUCGUUUGCACCAUCCGCUACAGACAGACAGGUCCUCUGGUGAGUAGACAGAUAUAUCGUUUCAGUGAAGAAGGACUGGUAAAUGCUCGCUUCGACUACAGCUACAACAACUUCAGGGUCACCAGCAUGCAAGCGAUGAUCAACGAAACCCCACUUCCGAUUGACCUCUACCGCUACGUGGAUGUGUCGGGACGAAUCGAGCAGUUUGGAAAGUUCAGCGUUAUCAACUACGACCUGAACCAGGUCAUCACCACGCAUGCAAUGAAGCACACUAAAAUCUUCAACCCAGACGGGCAAGUGAUCGAGGUUCAGUACGAGAUUCUGAAAGCCAUUGCCUACUGGAUGACGCUGCAGUACGACAGCAUGGGACGCGUCACAAAUUGCGAUAUUCGCAUCGGCGUGGACAACAACAUCACGCGGUAUGCAUACGAGUAUGACGCGGAUGGGCAGUUGCAAACAGUCGCCAUAAACGACCGGCCACAGUGGCGUUACAGCUACGACCUAAACGGAAACAUCAACUUACUGAGUCAUGGUAACAGUGCCCGUUUGACACCGCUACGCUACGAUCUCCGCGACCGGAUCACACGCCUCGGGGAGAUCCAGUACCGCACUGAUGAGGAUGGGUUCUUGCGCCUCCGAGGCAACCUGCUCUUUGAUUAUGGUUCGAAUGGACUUCUUUUGGGUGCCUAUGACCGGGACAGCGGACAGAGGGUGUGGUACCGUUACGAUGGGCUCGGGAGGAGAGUGGCCAGCCGCCACAGUGAUGGAUCACAGCUGCAGUUCUUCUACGCUGAUUUGACGGAACCGACACGGGUGACGCACCUAUACAACCACAGUAGUUCGGAGAUCACCUCCCUCUAUUACGACCUUCAGGGACACCUCAUCGCAAUGGAGAUGAGCAGCGGCGAGGAAUUCUACAUAGCAUGUGAUAAUGCCGGAACGCCUCUUGUGAUUUUCAGUAGCCGUGGCCAUGUGGUGAAGGAAAUUCGGUACACACCCUACGGAGACGUUUACAGAGAUUCCAAUCCCACCUUUCCGUUCGUUUUCGGAUUUCAGGGUGGCCUUUAUGACUCUUUCACACGGUUGGUGCAUCUCGGUCGACGUGACUAUGAUGUGGUAGCUGGAAGAUGGACGACACCCAAUCAUGAAUUGUGGGCGGAGCUGAGUGUAAAUCCCAAACCAUUUAAUUUGUAUGCAUUUAGGAACAACUAUCCUCUGGGAGAGCUACAGGAUGUAACCAAGUUCACAACUGAUAUCAGUAGCUGGCUGAAGCUCUUUGGGUUCCAGCUUCAUAAUGUGGUUCCAGGGUUCCCCAAACCAAAGGUGGAGAACACAGAGCAAACGUAUGAGAUGAUGGCCACACAGAUCCGCACACAAACCUGGGAUACCAGCAAGAUUGUACUCGGCAUCCAGUGUGACCUUCAGAAGCACUUGAAAAACUUCAUUUCAUUGGAUCGCCUCCCCAUGACGCCAGCCAAUGGGAAAAUCGGAGGUCGCCAAGGCCGCAGGCCAAUUUUCUCUGCCCUUUCUUCAAUCUUUGGCAAAGGUGUAAAAUUCGCCAUCCGUGAUGGAGUGGUGGCGACUGAGAUAAUCGGCGUGGCGAGCGAGGACAGCCGUCGUGUGGCGGCCGUACUGAAUGGUGCUAUAUACCUGCGUGGCCUCCAUUUCACCGUGGAGGGGCGUGACACACACUAUUUCACCAAGUCCGGCCCGCUGGAGGCAGAUCUGGGAGUGGCCGGGGGCGGAGCCGGAGGCGGAGUCAGAGUGUUAGAGAACGGCGUAAAUGUCUCUGUGUCCCAGAUAAGUGCUAUGGUAGGAGGGGAAAUGCGGCGAUUCGCUGACAUUGUGCUCCAGCAGGGGGCACUUAGCUUUAACAUUCGUUACGGAGCAACUCCGGAAGAAGAGCGUACGCGCGUUUUAGAGGCGGCACGAAUACGAGCUGUGCAGGGGGCGUGGCUGUGGGAGCAGAAGAGGGUCCUGGAGGGGGAGGGCGGAAGCUUGCCAUGGACUGAGAAAGAAAAGGAUGAGCUGGUUGCAGAGGGCCGUGUCUCAGGGUACGAUGGGUUCUACGCUCUACCUGUUGAACAACACCCUGAGCUAGCAGACAGCCCCUUCAACAUUCACCUGAUCAGACAUGUGGAAACUGGUCGCAGGUAACAGCGGCACCUCAGCACACCUCUACAUGCCUACACUCCCCUUUAUACACUCCAAGCUACCACAUAUCUCUUCAGCUUUUUCUAGAACCCCAACCAAACGAAGCGAGAAAGACUCUAUUGCCUUUCAAAUGUGACAAAUGAUGGUAUUGUUUUUGAUUUUGCAUUCGUUUAUGCACUCUUGGCAAGUUUGGAUUCCUGUUUUUUCGGUUUCGUUAGGUAGAUUUUGUUGAAAGUCUU